AUGAUAGACUCGGAAAAUACGGACAAAGACCUGGACUAUAAUACCCACAGCGAUGGGGGACCGGACGCCGAGUCGACUGACGCCCCGACCAAAAGGCCUACGAGUGGUGAGAUGACGGCGGAGGAGAUGUCCGCUCAGGGAAUCAUGUUUUUCUUGGCCGGAUUCGACACCACCGCUGCUGCCCUAACCCACGCCAUAUACUACCUGUCCCUUCACCCGGAGUGUCAACAGAAACUGUACGACGAGUUGAAAACGUGCGACGAGUUUACGUACGAAACGUUGGGUCACUUGAAGUACUUGAAUGCUGUGAUCAAUGAGACCCUACGUCUGGCCCCAUCCGUAAUCCGCGUACAAAGGGAAUGCCUACAGGACUACAAACUUGGGAAUACAGGUAUAACAAUACCAAAGGGCGCAUCCGUUGAAAUAUACCCCUACGCUAUACACCGGGACCCUGAGUACUGGUCCAACCCUAAUGUCUUUCUACCCGACCGGUGGUUUGAGUCGACACACCAUCCCUACGCGUAUUUACCGUUUGGUGGCGGACCCCGACAGUGCAUUGGACAACGGUUUGCCAUAAGUGUAAUGCGGCGCCGGGUGUUUUGCCAUCCAUUAAUCGUCCCCUUAACCAAAGUGUUGGCCACGUACGGGACCCCGGUGCUGUGGCUGUCUGUACCCGUUACGAUUCUGGGUAUGGGAGUAGUCCCUACCGUACGCCCUACCGUAGGCAUGCUGGGCCUCAACCACAGUCAUCGCGGCAGCGAUUAUACAAAACACUAA
This is a messenger RNA of Oppiella nova, 777 nucleotides long. NCBI's taxonomy places the organism in Eukaryota, Metazoa, Arthropoda, Arachnida, Sarcoptiformes, Oppiidae. The record is from the annotation of a GenBank genome assembly.